Molecule: messenger RNA, 744 nt
Organism: Dissoconium aciculare CBS 342.82
Lineage: Eukaryota; Fungi; Ascomycota; Dothideomycetes; Mycosphaerellales; Dissoconiaceae
Product: triose-phosphate isomerase
Exons: 2
Coding region: 1-744 (247 amino acids)
Biological process (GO): glycerol catabolic process; glyceraldehyde-3-phosphate biosynthetic process; gluconeogenesis
Cellular component (GO): cytosol
Molecular function (GO): triose-phosphate isomerase activity
Source: RefSeq, a predicted model, not a curated record
AUGGCACGUCAAUUCUUUGUCGGUGGUAACUUCAAGAUGAAUGGCACGAUCGGUGGCAUUAAAGACAUCGUGAAGCACCUCAGCGAAGCCAAAGUCGACCCCAACACCGAAGUCGUCAUCUCCCCUCCGUCGCUCUACCUUCUCCUCACCCGCGAGAACCUCCGAUCCGGCAUUGAGGUUGCAGCACAGAACGUCUUCGACAAGCCGAACGGUGCCUUCACUGGUGAGAUUUCCGUCAGCCAGCUCAAGGACAGCGGUAUCACCUGGACCAUCCUCGGCCACAGCGAGCGCCGCACAAUCCUUCAAGAGAAGGAUGACUUCGUUGCCUCCAAGACCAAGGUCGCAUUGGAGGGUGGCAUCAGCGUAAUUCUGUGCAUCGGAGAGUCACUCGAGCAGCGUGAGGUUGGCAAGACCAACGAGGUCGUUCUUUCGCAGCUUGCGGCCGUAGCCAAGGAGGUCAAGGACUGGAGCAAGAUUGUCAUUGCCUACGAGCCCAUCUGGGCCAUUGGUACCGGCAAGGUCGCGACGACGGAACAAGCGCAGGAGGUUCACGCCGCGAUUCGUGAGUGGCUCGGCAAAGAGCUCGGCCAGGACGUUGCAGACAAGACGAGAAUCAUCUACGGUGGCAGUGUCAGCGAGAAGAACUGCCGCGACCUGGCCAAGGAGAAGGACAUCGACGGCUUCUUGGUUGGCGGUGCCAGCUUGAAGCCUGCAUUUGUCGACAUUAUCAACGCUAAGCAGUAA